This is a messenger RNA of Vollenhovia emeryi, 2178 nucleotides long. RefSeq lists its product as uncharacterized. Lineage: Eukaryota; Metazoa; Arthropoda; Insecta; Hymenoptera; Formicidae. Bases 1 to 2178 code for a protein of 725 amino acids. The transcript has a single exon. The record is from RefSeq and is a predicted model, not a curated record. Gene Ontology annotation, molecular function: nucleic acid binding; zinc ion binding.
AUGAGGGAGAAGAGGGCGUGCCGGCAAGAGACCAAGAAACUAAAAGCCGAAAAGAAGGCGUUGGAGGAUGUGCUCAAUCCCAAGGUGGCACCUCGAAACGCGACACCAGAGAGGUUUGAAAUCAUCCGCCAGAUGGAAGGGCUGAGCAACGUCCAAAUCGCGGCGGAGAUGUUGGAAAACAUCGACGAGGUAACCAAGGUAGCCGAAAGAUCCUCCAAUCUAAAAGGCACCUUCGUUAAGAAGCUAAAGGCCAGCUCCAACAAGCUGAGGGCUGCUGCCGUCGUGGUGGGCAAGAAGACGGCCGACUCCACCAACGCGGCCCUAGAGGAAGAGACGGUGAGGCUGAGAGGAAGAGUGAGGACCCUCGAGGAGCAGGUGGGGAGACUCACGGCUCUCCUUCACAAGGAGAGGGAGGAGAGAGUAAAGAGGGAAGCGGCGAGGGAACCAGAGGAAACAAUGGAAGUGGAGAUGCCAGAAGAGCACCCCGCCCAAGCCCGAACCCAAAGCCCGGUGAAACUCGCCAAGAAUGAAAGGUCAAUGCGAUCAAAGGCCCAAACUGAUAGGCAACGGGCAGAGAAGGCGGGGAAAUCGGAGUCGGCCCAAGCGAGUGAGAACCCGGUAUAUCGACCGACAAUCAGGGGAGAGAGGAGAUUGAUCGAGGAACCUCCAUUGGAUGAGGCCAUGGAGGGAGUUAAAAGGAUCAUGGAGGGGUUAUCCAUCAAGGAGAUUGUCAAUGGGAACCCACAAGAGGUAAGAGGCAAACUGGAAAAUUUAGUUGUAAGAUGCCAGGGAGCGCUAUCUCGAAUCCCGAGGGAGAGUAAGUCGGGCAGGGGAAGCGACGGGAGAAGUCUGCCUUCCAUCACAAAGAUGGAAGUGGUUAAAGGCAGAGUGAGGGUGAGGGCAAGGGAGACGGCUGCGAAGAUCAUUCGUGAUUCGAAGACGCCCAAGGAACAGGCCCACAAUCCCCCGAGCACCUCAUGGGUGGAGGUGGUGAGGAAGGGGAAAGGUAAGAAGAAGCCGGCGACCGACAACAAGCCACCAGCGACGAGGCCCGCGAAACCUGAAGCUGCGGCUUUGGAGAAAGGCAGGAAGAAGGCCACAUACGCGGAAGCGGCUAAGAUGAGGUCAUCUGACAAAGGCGGAAAGGCGAACCAGCCAACUACAAUGGGGAGCGGGAAAGGAGAAAAACAACCCCAACGGACGGACACAAAGGCAGUUAAGCCAAGUGCAGUCCAGGGGACGAAAGCACAGGUACCGGCCCUGAAAAAGAGAAGGUCUCCGAGGUCGGAAGCAGUUUCGAUCUCCUUCCCUGCCGGCGAAAGUGCGCAGGGCAUGCGGGACAUCCGAGCGAAGGUCGAUCUGGAGACCUUAGGGAUAGGGCCCCUGAAGCAAAGAAGGGCGCUAACAGGGGCCCUGAUAUUUGAAAUAUCGGGGCCGGAGAGCGCGAAAAAGGCCGACGCCCUCGCGAAGAAGGUGAGCGAGGCGGUAGCAGGCAAGGAGGGAAUUCGGAUCUCUCGCCCCACGAAGAUGGCGGAGAUCCGAGUCAAAGACUUGGACGAAUCCCUCACCCAAGAGGAAAUCGCCCAGGCCAUAGCACGAGUGGGAGGCUGCGGUCAGGGUGACAUAAAGAUGGGCCAACCCAGGAGGGCUCCUAAUGGAUUGGCGACGGUCUGGGCCCAAUGCCCGGUCGCAGCGGCGACAAAAGUAGCAGCGGAGAGGCGCAUCAGGGUCGGGUGGGUAUCCCUACGUGUGGAGAUGCUCAACGCCCGUCCCCUGGUGUGCUUCCGUUGCUUGGAGAGGGGGCAUGUUCGGGAGCAGUGCCGCAACCCGGCUGACCGAAGUGCCCUAUGCUAUAGGUGCGGCAAAGAGGGCCACAAGGCACAAGAGUGCGGUGGCGAACUGAAUUGCCCGGUCUGCAGCGCCAGGGGUCUUCCGGCGCGACACAAGGCAGGCGGAGCGGCCUGCCCCCCGGUGUCCAAAAAGGCCAUGAAGAAGGCCAGAAAAACCGGGGCACAGAAGUCAAAGGAGGGGGAGAGCAAGGAGGUCAGGGGGGAGGUCAACAGAGAUGAAGCGAUGGAGACCGAACCCAUGACGGAAAUGCAGGGAGCCGAGUCUACGGCGAAAGUAGGGGGAGAAGGCCAGGAGGAGGCCGCUACGGCAUCGCCUUCACAAUGCUAA